Manduca sexta (tobacco hornworm) is the source of this 1763-nucleotide messenger RNA. Its product is annotated as putative inorganic phosphate cotransporter. Bases 297 to 1688 code for a protein of 463 amino acids. Gene Ontology annotation, molecular function: transmembrane transporter activity. Gene Ontology annotation, biological process: transmembrane transport; monoatomic anion transport. The transcript has 11 exons. Gene Ontology annotation, cellular component: plasma membrane. The record is from RefSeq and is a predicted model, not a curated record. NCBI's taxonomy places the organism in Eukaryota, Metazoa, Arthropoda, Insecta, Lepidoptera, Sphingidae.
GACUUUGCAAGGAACAAUACAAUAUUUUCAUUGCCGAUCUUCGGCCGUGAAAAAAUGUAUCGAUCUAAACCGAUACUGCGAGAACGGAUCGCGGCGCGAGCGCACGUAUAAAAUAAUUUAUUUUUUUUAUUUCGUACUGGCUAUCGAACGAACGUGCUGUCAACUUAAACAAAAAUUAAGAAUGAUAAGUGUAUGGUAAAAAAAGAAAAAUAUAUUGUCUGUUAAUUAGAACUGGCUGGUUGCAAAUCCAACAAAAAUAAAAAAGUUAAGUGUUGAAGGACUGAGGUGAAUUCAAAAUGGGUGUUGAGGAUAAUGUAGAAGAAAAAAAGCCAAGGUCGACCUUUGGCGUCCGGCAUAUCCAGGUGUUUAUGCUCUUCACGGGGAUGGUGCUGACUUACAGUAUGAGAGUCAACAUGAGCAUGGCCAUCGUCGCCAUGACGGACGAGAGAGAUCCAAAUUCUUUCAACUGGAGCGUUCAGACCCAGAGCGUGAUCCUGUCAUCAUUCUUCUGGGGGUACGUGGUGCUGCAGAUCCCUGGCGGAGAGCUGGCGGCCAGGUUCGGGGGCAUGGUGCUCAUUACCUUGUGCGUGGCCAUUAAUGCUGCUGUGUCUCUGCUGAUACCUAUUGGUGGUUAUUAUGGAGGCUGGCAGCUGAUCUGCGGCUGCCGCGUCAUUCAGGGCCUGUCUCAAGGGUUCCUGUAUCCUUCCAUGCACAAUUUGAUUGGAAAAUGGGUGCCUAUAGAAGAGAAAAGCUCCUUGGGGACGGUUAUUUAUGGCGGAGCCCAACUCGGCACAGCUCUUCAGCUGAUGGUAUCAGGGUUCAUAGCAGACUACUGGGGCUGGCCAUCCAUCUUCUAUAUGAACGGGACCCUUGGAGCCAUCUGGACAGUGGGUUAUGUCUUCUUGGGAUCUGAUUCCCCGCAAAAGUCGAGAAUGAUUGGCGAGGCUGAACGUUCUUACAUCCAGACGUCUCUGGGACAAGUCGGUGAACAGAAGAGACUACCGACGCCAUGGAAAGCAAUUUGGACCUCAUUGCCUUUCAUAUCGCUGAUCGUGGCUCACUGCGGUCAGAACUGGGGAUUCUGGACUUUAAUGACGGAGAUGCCUUCGUAUAUGAAGCUAGUUUUAGGAGUAGAUAUUAAAGCGAAUGGCCUGAUGUCAGCUCUGCCCUACAUGGCUAUGUAUAUCCUCAGUUUCCCACUUGGGUUUAUAUCAGACUAUACUUUGAAGAAGCAAUGGCUCAGCAUCACUACUUGCAGGAAGAUCAGUAACUCUAUUGGUCACUUCGGCCCAGCGAUAGCGUUGAUCGGCCUCUCGUACUCGCCAGCUGGUAACGUCACGGUCGCUGUUAUCCUACUCACCGUCGUCGUCGCCCUUAAUGCAGGACAUUAUACUGGAUAUUUGUUGGUGCACAUCGACAUGGCGCCAAACUUCGCGGGCACUAUGAUGGGCAUCACCAACUGCAUCGCCAACUUUAUAUCCAUCAUAGCGCCUCUUGCUGCUGGAGUCAUCUUACAAGAUGAGACGGAUCCUAAGAACUGGCUCAAAGUGUUCUACCUGUCGUCAGCGAUUUACAUCGUUUGCAACACGUUCUUCGUCAUAUUCGGCAGCAGUGAGAAGCAGAAAUGGAACGAACCUGACAAUGACAUUGAUGCAGUUUCAGAGAAGAAAACCCAGAAAGUAGUUUAAGAUUUAGUUUAAGUUGUAUAUAAUAAUUAGCUUUUGUAUAUAUUUAUGUUUAAUUAAAGCAUUUUUGGAAAAAUA